AGAGAGAGAGAGAGAGAGAGAGAGAGAGUAGUUUAUGUGCACAGACUGUCGCUCUGCGCUCAUUCGAGCAGCCUGACAAGCGGGGGGCGUUCCUGCUUUUCACUCCAGUGUGUAGUUUGGGAUGGGUUUUUUAAAAAUAUAUAUGAAGCGACGAACGAGCAUUGCAAGCCACGUACAUUAACUUUGUCCUUGAAUUGCGGACGUCUUUAUUUGAUUUGAACAUGUAGCCUUAGGGGAUCUUUAUUUGACGGGAGCGUGUGCUAUUGCAUGUAUGUAGUCUGCAGUCUUACGUCAGUCUCGAGGGGAGUAUUCACGUAUAAAGCGAAGGUUGCAGUAUCGUUGUUUUGUGAAUGUGAUGAUGUUUACAGACAGAAUCUACCCGACUACUGACUAAAGCUAUCUGUUUUAGUUUUAGUUAGAAUUUUACCGCACUUGCAACACGGAUAGGUCAAAUUAGUGCCGUGGAUUAGAGGUGUUACGAAAGAGUAAAAUACAACCAAAAAAAAGAAGGAAAGGAGAUAAGGAAAAACGAUAGAUGUUUGAUAGGAGAGAAGGCGCAAACCACACCUACAGAGCACCCGCCAAUCUCCCGUGAGUUGUCUGUAAUAAGUAGUCAGCCUCCGUGACAUAUCGGAACAAAACGUAUUGUCAAGAUGGGCACUUUCGUUGGACAUGCAGUUCCAGGAACUUUCUUCAUUGUGUUUGCUCUGUGGUACAUUGUCCAAACCUUUCGACGAUUUCUCGCUUGCCGUCCACGGAAAUCGGAAUUUGUCUCCACACAUUUUUUCUUAUGUGAUUGUUUAUGCGGACGCCUCAAGAACCUGCCUUUGGAAUCUUUCGUGAAGAUCCUGGUUUCGACUAUCGGAUGUGUAGGGGAGAUCGUGACGGGCUAUGAGUGGACGGGAGACCAUUUCGGCAUGAACAACGCACAGCACGCGACCAUGUUCUUCUUUUUCGGCUUAUCCGGAGUCGUGGACGUUUUCUCUCACUACAAGAGAACCCUCGUUCCAGACUUGGAUUACAUCGUCUCCAUCAUCGCCUUGUUCGUGGAGUGGCUGUUGUUUCGGUUUCACCUCCACGGGAGAUCCUCACUGGACAGCCAGGUUCACAUGCUGUUGGUUUAUGCCAUUUUCCUCAACAUUGUGGUCGUUGCGGCGGAGAUAAAAUACAGAAACUCUGUGCUCUGUCCUCUGGCGAGAGGUUAUUUCUUCCUCUUGCAGGGGUCGUGGUUUUGGCAAAUCGCAUUUAUCUUGUACAGCCCGCUGCCCAAUAGCCAUUGGUCAUCAGAAGACCACGACCAGAUCAUGCUCAGCGUGCUUAUCUUUUCCUGGCACUGUGCAGCCGACCUGGUCGUUGUUCUUUUGGCAGGAAUGAUUCUGUCUGUGAUCUACAGGAAGCGGGGGGCAGGGGGAACGACGUGGGAGGAGACAGACUGGACACAGAGCUAUGAAGACACACAUUUUUAGCAAGUAGAAUGACAGUGAGAGACCAUGCAGAUUUGAACAUAAGCUUUCCGAAUGUUCGUCAAGUUUGUAACUAGAUCUAUGAUAAUAUCUACGAUGGCGUGGCACGAAAAGGUAGACAAAGAGAGGAGAAUACGCAGCACAAUGUUGAAGAAGCAUCAGACAUAACACAUACACAUCAACAGCCCCGAAAAAGACGUUUAUUGUAGAUGUCUGGAUCUUGUCACUGGUGGGUCUUCUUGUACUUAUUUGCUAUCCCUCUGUUCGGGCGAUGUCUGUGGUACAACCGCUAGUCACUUCGCCGUUCGCACGCAGGAGACAUGGGUUCGAUUUCCCUGUGGAGCGAAUUUUUAUCGAGUAUUUCCAUCUGUCUCUCGGGACGUUGUAGCUCUCUCAGCCAAGGUUGACCUUAACAGACAGAGCCUAAGCGUGUCUCCUAAAUGGUCUAAUUUGUGUCGAUAGAAGUGUAAAACUUAAAAUUACGUGUAUUAUAUCCGUUAAUUUCCGUCUGUCUUGCUUUCUCCCAUAAUUUCUAAUAUGACCAUUGUCAGGUCGGUGUGCUUGUCUAUAUCUAUACAUAACAAAGCAAUUUAAUUCGAGAAUUUAGUUAAUCCUUCAAGAUGGAGAAAGACUAUUACAAUGCCAAUGUUACUGGAUUAUAAAACACCGCCAACGAAUCCCCCGUCAGCACCAUUCCACAAGCGCCUAAGUUUGUGUGUGCGUGCGUGUGUGUAUGUGUGUGUGUGUGUGUGUGUGUGUGUGUGUGUGUGUGUGUGUGUGUGUGUUUUCUUUAAGUUUUGAGAAAACUGAAAAAAGAGAACGCCCAAAUCAGAACCAUGACUUGAGCACCUGAUAUUUUUCAAUGAAACACCAUUAAUUUUUUUUCAAAUUCAAAAGUUAAGUGGUUCGCAAGUUUAACUUUCGAAUUUGCCCCUCCAAAAUAUAAUGGUGGCUCAGAAUCCUUUAAAGGGUGCACAGUUUUAUUGAGGAGUCUGAAGUCACUCUAAGCUAAUUUUUCAAACUUUGAUUAGUUUUCGUUUGAUCGUUUCUUGGGAGAGUCCGUCUUCUAAGACGUCAUUGUAAACAAGUGAGGCUUCCGUUCACAGGCUUCCUUUCUUUCUUACUUCCUUUCUUUUCAUGAGUUAAAUUGUUCAAUGUAAUCUUUCAACAAAAACAUGCCACGUCGUCGCAGAUGGGUGCCUUUUUGGAAAGGGGGGGG
Molecule: messenger RNA, 2682 nt
Organism: Aplysia californica (California sea hare)
Lineage: Eukaryota; Metazoa; Mollusca; Gastropoda; Aplysiida; Aplysiidae
Product: transmembrane protein 45B
Exons: 3
Coding region: 654-1466 (270 amino acids)
Source: RefSeq, a predicted model, not a curated record